AAUACAAAUGAGCGGAACCCUGAUCUGCAAAACAUUUUUCGAUGUACAUUGCAGGUCAUGAGAAUGAGUCAUAAAAUAUGACGAGCAAGCUGGCUUAAUAUAAGUGCGAGAUCGCAAAGUAUCAUAUUUAUAAUCUCAUGUUCCAUACACAAACAUGCUCAUGUGACUAUAGAAAUUAUCAAUGAAACUACAAAUCCCAUGAUGUCUUGCGGUGCGUGUUCGUAACUAGCGUUAGCUUUUGCGACUAUUUUGAGACAGCAUGGCUGCAGGAGGAGAGAAGAAAACUGCUCUGGAGAUGGUUCAAGCCAAUGGGACAGAUGAAUCAUGCGUCACGUUUGUUUUACAUGAUGAGGAUCAUACUCUAGGAAAUUCUCUCCGCUAUAUGAUCAUGAAAAAUCCUGAAAUUGAGUUUUGUGGUUACAGUAUCACUCAUCCCUCUGAAAGUAAAAUCAAUUUCCGCAUCCAGACUCGAAAUGGAAUGCCAGCUGUAGAACCAUUUAGAAGAGGUUUGAAUGAACUCCUAGACGUUUGCCAGCAUGUGCUUAACACAUUUGAGACCAGUAUGAAGCAAUUUAAGGAACAGAGCGAUGCAGUAAUCUGAUGGAGUUUUUGAAAACCUUUGUAUAUAUUCUGCAAAUAAAGUUUUGUAUUAUAAUUAGAACAUAAAAUAUCUUUACCAAUUCAA
This is a messenger RNA of Bombina bombina (fire-bellied toad), 685 nucleotides long. It is a transcript of the gene POLR1D, whose product is annotated as DNA-directed RNA polymerases I and III subunit RPAC2. Gene Ontology annotation, biological process: DNA-templated transcription. The transcript is spliced from 5 exons. The coding region runs from base 260 to 601 and encodes 113 amino acids. Gene Ontology annotation, molecular function: protein dimerization activity; DNA-directed RNA polymerase activity. Lineage: Eukaryota; Metazoa; Chordata; Amphibia; Anura; Bombinatoridae. Gene Ontology annotation, cellular component: RNA polymerase I complex; RNA polymerase III complex. The record is from RefSeq and is a predicted model, not a curated record.